Molecule: messenger RNA, 2076 nt
Organism: Saprolegnia diclina VS20
Lineage: Eukaryota; Oomycota; Saprolegniomycetes; Saprolegniales; Saprolegniaceae
Product: CAMK protein kinase
Exons: 6
Coding region: 1-2076 (691 amino acids)
Biological process (GO): mitotic DNA damage checkpoint signaling; protein phosphorylation
Cellular component (GO): nucleus; cytoplasm
Molecular function (GO): ATP binding; protein serine/threonine kinase activity
Source: RefSeq, a predicted model, not a curated record
AUGACGAAGAGCGUCCAUGUCGAGCUCUUCAUGUCCAUCGACAAGGAAGCGGCGCGCAACCCAAUGAAGCGCAAGGCGCCGGUGCUACUGAGCCUGCUGCCGACGGCGACGGCCGCCGACGUCAUCCGUCACUACCAUGCCCACGCGCUCGGCAACACCUUGCUGCAGUACGUGGCGCGCGGCCAGAUCCUCGCCAAGGUCACCAAGGCGCCCGGCGAUACCUCGGCGGGCACGCGCUACAAGCGCAUCGCCGACAUUGGCGCUGUCCAAGACCUCGGGCACGUCUUGUAUCGCCCGUGUACAGAAAUGCAACAGGCGCUCGAGCAGGCCAACUGCGUGACGCCAGCGGUCGUGGUCCGACCACAGCUGGAACAGAUCCAGACGCCCUCGAAAGACCACCGAAGUACGCUUAAGCGCAAGGAGCGCACCGCGUCCGAAGACCGCCGCCGCUUGUUGAUGAUGCUGACGGAUCCCGCCGAACUGACGUCGCGGAUGCGGGACGAUAUCUCGGACGACGACGACGACGAAGGCUUGUCGCGCGCCAAGCACGCCAAGGCCUCGCCAUACUCGCAGGGCAUGCCGAUUGCAGGCAUCGCCCGACCGUCGUCCUCUUCCGCCUCGUCGUCCCAGACCAACACGCCCGUGGAAAUGCUCUCGCGCAACUUUGCCAACCUCGAGUUUGAGCCAAUGGAGUCUGACGUUGACGACACGCCCGACAUAUUUAUGAGUCUCCACCCGCGUCGGAACGCGAUGCCGUCGCAGUCACCGGUGGGCCGCGAGGCGCCGACGACACCAACGACGUCCGACUCGAACGUGUUUUUGCCGCUGGCCAAGCCGCGUGGAUCGAGCUCGCGCUACUCGAGCUCCCGCGGGUCGCUGAGCACGGUCACGUCCUCGCCAACGAUGAGCACGCACACGUCGCCGUCCUUGCUGAGCAUGGACCUGCCGCGGCACUCGCGGUCGCGGCCGUCGCUCGAGAGCCCGUGCCGGCGCCCGUGCUUUCCGACGCCGACCAAGUCGCGUCCGUCGAGUGCAAGCAACCGGCCGUCGCUCGACGGCGUCUUUGACUCGAUGCGGUCGACGGCGCGCGCGUCGUCGGACCUCCGGCCAUCGGACCUCUCGGACGCAAUGGACACGUUCGAUGAGAAUGCGAUCGCCAUGUACACGCCCUUCUCAUAUGCAUCGCUGCUGGAAGGGUCGAUCCUUGUCCAAACCGAUUUCUUCGGCAAGUACAACCUCGGGAAGCAGCUCGGGCACGGGUCCUUCUCGACAGUCUCCGAGUGCUUUCCCCGGCACGACCCGUCGACCAAACUCGCGGUCAAGGUCAUUGACAAGCUCGCAGUGCACGAGCCGCGCUUCCUCUCGCGCGAGAUUGAGAUCAUGUCGUCGCUGCACCACCCGGGCAUCGUCAAGCUCCUCGAGCUCUUUGAGACGCCGGACCAGCUCUACUUGGUCAUGGAGUUUUGCGAAAAAGAAUUGUUUCAAUUUAUCGACGAGCACGGCCCGCUGCCCGAGGCCCAAGCCAAGGUCCUCUUGCGCAAGCUCAUCCAGACGACGGCGUAUCUGCACAAAAACGCCAUUGUGCACCGUGAUAUCAAGCCCGAAAACAUCCUCAUCGUCCACGACGACGUGUGCCACGUCAAGCUCUCGGACUUUGGCAUUGCCCGGCGGCUGCAGGGCCCGUCCCGCACCGCGACCGUCGUGCCCGACCACGCGAUCUUUGCGUCGACAGACGACGACAGCAGCAGCAGCUUUCGGCCCCGUGAGCGCUUUGCCCGCGCCCACACCAAGUGCGGCACGCGCGACUACGUGGCGCCGGAAGUCAUGGGCGGCAAGGGCUACGGCACGCAGGCCGACAUGUGGAGCAUCGGCGUCGUCUUGUACGUCGUCUUGAGCGGGUACGCGCCCAUGUUUGGCCCGGCCGAGGGCUCGACCGACGUGGUCGUGCAGUUCAGCGACGACGUAUGGGACGCCACGUCGCCGGGCGCCAAGCAGCUCAUCAUGAGCCUCCUCGUGCGGAACCCGGACAAGCGCAUGAGUGCGAACGAAGCCAUGCUGCACCCGUGGCUUCGAUGA